AUGGGCCCCUGUACCGCCUCCUCAUGCUGCUGCCAGGCCCGUAAUCUGCCAUGGGCCCCCGUACCGACUCCUCAUGCUGCUGCCAGGCCCGUAAUCUGUCAUGGGCCCCUGUACCGCCUCCUCAUGCUGCUGCCAGGUCCAGAGUGUGUCAUGGGUCCCUGUACGGCCUCCUAUUGCUGCUGUCUCCAUCGCCACACUCUGCCAUGUGCCACUUUCAGGUCUCCUCACACUGCUGGUGGUUUCCAUUUUUGUCAUAGGGUGCUGUAUGGCCUCCCAUUGCUGCUGCCUCCACCGCCACACUGUGGCUCCACACUCUGGUUUUGGCCCCGUGACUGCCCAAAUGAGUGAAGUGUGCGGUGAUUCUAAGAUCGACGGCACUCAUCUGCAUGUCAUACUGACUGUCAGUAUUAUUUCUCUUCCCGAGCAGACUCCAAGGGCAUUUAAAUUAAAGGUACAGUGUUCUGCACUAAUAUAA
Staurois parvus is the source of this 475-nucleotide messenger RNA. The record is from the annotation of a GenBank genome assembly. NCBI's taxonomy places the organism in Eukaryota, Metazoa, Chordata, Amphibia, Anura, Ranidae.